AGCCUACAAUGCUUCUUUGUAUUGUGGGGAGAAACUGGGGUACCCGGAGGAAACCCACCAAGUUCAGGAAGAACAUUCAAACUCCACAAACGCAGAACAGAGAUGAGAUUUGAAUCACCAUCCCUGGAUGUGGGAUGUCAAAGGUUCACAUUUCUCAUAAAGUCCAAUUCUCAUUGUGUGGUUCCCAGCCCUCCUACUCCAGUGCUACCUGUAAUACCUAUAAAAAAAAAAAAAAGGAAAUCAUGCCAAGGCGAGCCAGCACAGGCAGUGUGAUGCACUGGACACUGUCCACCUUUGCAUUCAGAUGGAUUUUACCUUCUGUUUAGGUGACAUGCUAUGGGACCUAUUUAAUAUAUGGCAGGGGGAUUUAAUGUUAUCACUGAUCAGUGUCUAAUUUGCCUCAUGACACCUUUUUAUCCAAUUUUAUUACUGUUCAAAGUCACACAAGUAGUAAAAAGAGCACAAAGUACAGUCUAAUAUUGAUACAUUUAGGUUAAUAAAUAACAUCCAUCAUUAUAUAAAAUCACAUAAAUACAGAACACAUUCAAAGCGGUUUAUGAAUCCCAGACACAGCUCAAGACAACGUGACUACAGAAAUGGAGAGACUCGUGGUCUUAUUCUCACUGUUUCUCCUCACCACAGCCAAAAGACAAGACCUUUCAGGUAAAAUGUUCACAUUCCCUGUGGAGUCCAACACUCAUCAUGUGGUUCUCAAUCCUGAGAUGAAUAAGAUCUUCUUCACUGUCACCGUGUGUCUGCGUGUCUUCUCCGACAUCUCCAGAUUUCAGAGCCCAUUCUCACUUUCUCUCCCAUCAUGUGACAACGCCUUUUCAAUUUUCAAGGAAAAUCAUGUGUAUAUUUUGAACAUUUUAAACGAAGGUCAGAAUUUUUGGGGCUUGAAGGAUGAAUAUAAUGUCUGGAAUUCAGUGUGUGCUACCUGGGACGCUAGCACAGGACUCGCUCAGGUCUGGGUCAAUGGAAUCCCGAGUUCACGAAAAGGAAUCAAGGCAGGAGGCUCUUUAACUGGAAUUCCAAAAAUCAUUCUGGGUCAAGAGCAAGACAGUUACGGUGGACAUUUUGAUGCGGCGCAGUCAUUUGUUGGGAUGCUGACUGACGUGCACAUGUGGGACUCUGUUCUGUCUCCUGAUCAGAUUGCGUAUUAUUCACAUGGUGGGCAGUUUACGCCAGGCAACGUUAUCAACUGGAACUCACUAGAAUUUAGUACAAAUGGGUAUGUAGUCGUUGAAAGUAAAGAAACUUCACAUGAAGUUGGUAAUAUGUAGAAACUAGAGUAAACACACACUAGAUGU
Messenger RNA from Clarias gariepinus (North African catfish), 1310 nucleotides. RefSeq names its product serum amyloid P-component-like. The record is from RefSeq and is a predicted model, not a curated record. The transcript has 2 exons. NCBI's taxonomy places the organism in Eukaryota, Metazoa, Chordata, Actinopteri, Siluriformes, Clariidae. The coding region runs from base 597 to 1283 and encodes 228 amino acids.